AAAAGUUUCUCUGUAUAUAUAAUAUAUGUAUAUAUAAAUUUAGACAAUCAUGUCGUUCAAAGCAGUGCAGCGCCUAUUACUCUUUCUGGCAAUCGUUGGCUGUUGCCAUGGAAAAACCUUAUCGGGCGUGGAUGCCGCUCGCGAUCGCAAUCUGCUGGCCGCCGAUCUCUACAAUGCGGUGGGCUCGGAGCGGCUCAAUGAGAACAUUGUGAUUGGCACCGCGGCCAUACAGAGCUCCAUGGCGCUGGCCUUUUACGGGGCCAAGGGCCAGACGGCCAUUGAGCUGAAGGAGGGCAUGCGGCUGGGCAUUGGCGAUGCCGAUCAGGUGUCGCAGCGGCAUGGCAGCUUCCAGCAGGCGCUGACGCGUGACAACAAUCUGCGACUGGCCAACAAUAUCUACAUCAACGAGAAUCUGGAGUUUAAGGGCGGCUUUCGGGAUGUGGCGCAGCGUCAGUUCGACUCGAACAUUGACAAGCUGGACUUCCAUCCGCCCUACAACAAGCGCACGACGGAUAGCAUCAAUCGGGCGAUUGCGACCAAGACGAACAAUCAGAUUACGGACAUACUCAAGCCGGAGCUGCUCAACGAUCGCACGGAGGGCGUCAUUGUGAACGGUGUCACGUAUGCGGCGCCCUGGCAGAAGGCCUUUAAGCCGGACAAGACUCAGCAGCGCUCGUUCCGCACCGGCAACGGGCAGACCGUUCAGGUGGAGACCAUGUGGACGCUGCAGAACUUCAACUAUGCCGAGGUGAGCAGCCUGGACGCCAAGGUCCUGGAGCUGCCCUAUCAGAAUGCCGACUAUUCCAUGAUUGUGCUGCUGCCCAAUCGCAAGGACGGACUGCGUGCACUGCAGCAGAGCCUGGUGGGCAAGAACCUGCUCAGCGAGAUUGGCGACUUGAGUCAGCACAAGGUCGAGGUGGUGCUGCCCAAGUUCAGUGUGACCUUUGGCGUCAGUCUGGAGCAGCCCUUCAAGCAGCUGGGCAUUACGACCAUGUUCUCGCGCAACGGCGACUUUGGCAACAUGUACCGCAUGUUCGUGAGCCACUUCAUCAACAGCGUGGAGCACAAGGCACAUGUCGAGGUGUCUGAGGCAGGCGUGGAGCAGCCUCUAGAGUCGGGUGUUCUGAAGAGCUUCUUCUCGCGCACCAAGAAAUUCGAGGCGGAUCAUCCGUUCGCCUUUGCCAUUAAAUACAAAGAUUCGAUUGUCUUUAUCGGCCACAUCGCCAACUAUGCCUAUGUGUGAAGAGGCCUGCCUGCCCCCAACCACAACCUUCAGCUAAUUUGAGGUGCAAAUUAAAUAUGCGAUUUGUUUGUUUUUGUUUAAUGAAUACAAAUUUGAUCAACACUCAAAUUAAAACAAAUAA
Drosophila novamexicana is the source of this 1364-nucleotide messenger RNA. Its product is annotated as serine protease inhibitor 42Dd. Gene Ontology annotation, molecular function: serine-type endopeptidase inhibitor activity. The record is from RefSeq and is a predicted model, not a curated record. Bases 50 to 1243 code for a protein of 397 amino acids. The transcript has 4 exons. Lineage: Eukaryota; Metazoa; Arthropoda; Insecta; Diptera; Drosophilidae.